This is a messenger RNA of Microbotryum saponariae, 2802 nucleotides long. The record is from the annotation of a GenBank genome assembly. Lineage: Eukaryota; Fungi; Basidiomycota; Microbotryomycetes; Microbotryales; Microbotryaceae.
AUGAGCUUUUCACCCGCUCUCGGCGCAGCCGAAAUCGUCGCGCUCUCAGCAGACACCAAGGCCUUCUACUUCACGUACACGGGAUCCGAAUCUGCUUCCGGUGAUCUCGAGGUCUGGACCAACCUUUCUGGCGCCUGGACUGCACUUCCUUUCGCUGUCGUCCCAUCACUAUCAUCGACCACCGAGGCGCACGUCAAGGUCCAAGUCGCUUCUUUCGACCUGAGCAACGCCAAACCGGGGACCUACCAGUUCACCUAUAGGAAAGACCAUGCCGAGCUCGACGCUUCGGGUACGAAAGGUACAAUCCAACUCGUCACCGCCAGUGAGAGUUUACGACAAUCCAAGAAGCAUGUCGAGCUCAAGACGUUCGACCUCAAGGAUGGACAAAGCAAUGCGAUUGAAUCGUUUGAUCUCGAAAUCGCGGCCCAAGAUUGGAGUGAAGGUGUUGUUUGGGAGCGCAGCUCGUGCGUACUUGUUCUCAUCGCUUCCUGUCACGGUAUCGAAGCUGAUAUCACAUCCCUAUGCGUCUAGACGGAUCUGGUACCUCGUUCGUGAACUCCAACCUGGAUCGCCGACCUCGUGCCUCUCGACCGACUAUGAGGGUCAACUCGUUUACUUACGCGGCAAGCCGACCACGGACUCCCCGAACGCUCCGAUCCUAGUCCUCUUCCCUUUCACGACCGAUCAGGUCAUGUCCACCAUCCGAGGAGGUGACGAUAAAGUUUGGCUGAGGUGCAUGCGGGAUACAGGCGCUUCGGGCGUGCGCGGUCACGUAGUUAUCGGGCGAGGCGUCGAGGGGGACUUGGAGGAAUUAGUGGCCGAGUGCGUCGAGACCGCCAAGAACGCUCUCGGUGGUGACCUGGAUCAAGCGAUGGUGAAGAUUCCGGCGCCGAUGGCGCAGUUUCCACAAGGUGUGCGAGUUUGCACUUGGAAUGCUCUUGGGCUGGCAGCGUACGUUGUUGCCCAUCACCUUGCGAGCUUAGACUGUAAAGUGGCAGACACUGACACUUGAAUUUACUAUUCUGCAGCUACAAGCUCUCUGACGUCCUCAAAUGGCUCGAUUCCCUGCUCUCACCGUCGACGACUUCGCCCUUGUUCGUCGCCAGCCUCGAUACGGUUCUGCUCGACGACGGAUGGCAGGACUUCAAACAGGCUACUUGGCAGCACGGCGGGCGCCAUGGUCAUCCGCAACAGACUUUGCACUCGUUCGGCGUCCGUCCGAGCUGGUACGACGUCGAUUCGGCCGCGAGUACGCCGGUCUCGAAUUCCAUCGCCAGUCCUGAAUUGACGGACGCGGUCAAGCGAAUCAAAGCCAAGGGCAUUCAGCGCGUCGGCGUCUGGAUGACCAUUGCGGGUUACUGGGAUGGCCUUGAGCCUGAUGGCCCUAUGGCGCGCUACGAUCUCCAACAAUGGAACCUGCAUUCGGAGCUCUUCGACGAGGCCAUCGCGCUGUGGCACGUCCCCUCGAUCAACCGACUGGAGGAGUACUACGGUGAUUACUUCAAGUCGCUCAAGGCUGCCGGUGUGGACUUUGUCAAGGUCGAUGAUCAGGCCCAUCCCGACUACCUCGUCGCGGGUGGAACGGACGAUGUAGGUGAAUUGAGGCAUGCGAUGCACCGCGCCAUGCGCAAGAUGUCGAACCAGAUCUUUGGCGACGGCACGACCAUCCACUGCAUGGCCGGAAGCCCUCGCAUCUGGGGUGGGGCCUUGGCUUUGCGCAAGUCCAACGGUACCAAAUCGGUGAUCCGCAAUUCGGACGAUUACUUUCCCGAGCAAGACGACUCUCAUCGCUGGCACAUCUACCUCAAUGGGACCAACACGAUUCUUAGCCGCGCGCUCGAGUUCGUCCCCGAUUUCGACAUGGGGGAGGAGCUGCACCCCUGGGGACAGGACUACCACGUCCCGUUCCGCUCGUUUUCUCCCGCUCCGACGUAUUCGACCGACUUGAUGACGCGACCCUUGCACCCCCAAAAGGGAUGGAGUGCUGCGUUGGCCAAGACGAAGCAAGGUGGUGCUGGAUUGGUCAAGACGACGAAUCGCAUCGGAGCCGGAUUGGAAGGACGUCUGAACGACGAUGUCAUGGGCGAAGGGGAGGGACAAGCUUUCGUUGUGGCGCUGGCGUUCCCCGAGGCGCAAGGUGCUCAUUUGGGCGCUUGGAACACGCGCUCGAACGAAGCACACGCGCUUACCAGUAUUAACUCGAACGACGUCGUCGAGGCUCUGGGGCCUCUCAAAGCCACCGCCGCAGUGGCGUUGUACGUCGCCGGACAUGAUUGGGCUUCCUGGAUCAGCCCGAACGAUUUAAGCCUCACGCUCAGAUCGUGCGCCACACCUUUGGUCACGAUCAACGUCCAAGCCAAGCAGUCGCAGAUGGUCACGAUCGCUCAGUCCUACACCGUCGACGGGACCAAGAUCGCUUGUCUCGGUCUGACGGACAAGACGACUGGAUUGGCGGCAAUCAAGGCGAUCGCUGUAUCCCAGGGUUCGUCACCCUCAGCAAUUGCGGACGCGAAGCUCUCUGAAGCGAAGAUCUCGACCUUGCCUGGUGUCUUCCCAAUCGGUCAAGACCGCCUGCGCAUCACUCUCGCUUUCGCCAGUUCACACCUAGGAUUCUACGUCGAUAAAUCCAAAAAUCUUGUGUUCGUCUUGGAUGGCGAACGCAUCGAUAAGCAAUGGAUCAAAUGGGGUGACGAAACGAAGGAGGGCCAAUUGGUCGAGGUGGAUCUGGAAGGGUGCUGGAGUGCGAUGGGCGAACCAAAGGGGUCUGAAUGGGUGGUGGAAGUUGGACAUGAAAAGGUAUGA